AUGAUAGCUACUGGAGCAUCAGAAAAGGAGGAAGAGGUAAAAAUAGCCAUUCUUCUUCACACUAUCGGCGAGGAGGCCUUAGAAGUGUACAACACACUCAACAUUACCCCAGCCAGAGAUGCACUCACAGUGGAGGAGGUCCUGAAAGCAUUCAAAACAUACUGUAGCCCGCAGAAGAAUGUGGUUUUUGAACGUCAUCAAUUCUGGUCAUACCCAAUGUCACCAGGAAUUGUGGUGGACAGGUACAUUACUGAACUGCGUCAAAAAAGCAAGGACUGUGAGUUUGGUCAAAAUGUAGAUGAUAUGAUCAGAGAUAAGCUGGUGUUCAGCAUAAAUGACUCACGUCUGAAAGAGAGACUGCUUCGCGACAAAGACCUUGCUCUGAACAAAGCCAUUGAAAUCUGCAGGUCAGCGGAAGCAGCAAAGACACAGAUCCAAGCAAUGCAAUUGAACCCAGUAGUCCAGGACGCUUCAGUGGACACGUUGAAGAAAACCCCCCAUAACCUAAGACCAGGACAAGGUAGAAUUAAAGCCAGCAACAAACAGACAGUUUGUACCAAGUGCGGAAUUAAACAUGAACCAAGAAAAUGUCCGGCGUAUGGAGAAACAUGCCACAAGUGCAAGAAAAAAAAUCACUUCUCAAAGUUGUGCAGAUCUAACAUUGACAAGGACAAGCCAUACACAAAAACAAAGAUGGUGAAUAACUUGGAAGCUGACAUGGACACCCUGUACAUAGGUGUGGUGAGCAGUGACAAAAAUGAGACAAAUUGUUGGAAAGAAACAGUCACAAUAAGGAAAGUGCCAAUCUUUUUCAAGCUAGACACAGGUGCUGAUGCAAAUGUGCUUCCCAUGCAGGUUUACCACAAAAUACCAGGUCCUGUUCAGCUUCGAUCUACAAAGACUGUGCUGAUAGCUUUUGGUGGAGCUCGUAUAAGUGCUGAAGGUAUUGUGUCUCUUGAAUGUGUAACUAGCAAAGGUAGUGCUGUGCUCGACUUCCUUGUGUCCAGGCAAGCGGACAAAGCCAUUUUAGGUGGGCAGGCAUGUGAGGAGCUGCAACUGGUGAAAAGAGUGGAUGUGCUCACACCUAAGUCACACAAGCUGGACAAGCUACCAACAACAAAAGAAGAAUUGGUGGAAAAAUAUGCUGAGGUGUUCACAGGUUUAGGUGAGUUCCCUGGACUUCAUCACAUAUACAUCGACCCAGAAGCCACACCUGUCAUUCAUGCAUGCAGAAAUGUGCCUCUCUCUAUAAUGGACUCACUCAAAAAGACACUAAAAGGCUUACAGGACAGAGAAGUAAUAACACCUGUCAAUGAGCCCACAGAUUGGGUGAAUAGUCUAGUUGCCACUCAAAAGAAGAAUGGUACACUUAGGGUGUGUUUGGACCCUGGUGACCUGAAUCGGGCAAUUAAACGCCAGCAUUACUCCAUCCCCACAUAUGAGGAUGUCCGGAGCAGGCUGGCAGGUAAAUCUAUCUUCACCAUUUUGGAUGAGAAGGACGGAUACUGGCAGAUUAAGUUAGAUGAGUCAUCUUCAAAGCUAUGCACCUUCAACACGCCAUGGGGCCGGUACCGCUUCUUAAGGCUUCCAUUUGGAAUCAAAUCAGCCAGUGAAGUUUUUCAGCAAAAGAACUGUGAAACAUUUGGUGACAUACCUGGUGUUUUCAUUAUUGCUGAUGAUAUGAUCAUAGCAGCGGAAACAGAAUCAGAACAUGACAACAUCUUACAAAAGGUCAUGGAGAGGGCGAAAGAGGUGAAUGUGAGGUUCAACAAGGAUAAGAUCCAGUUCAAAGUGGACACUGUGAAGUACAUGGGGCACAUCAUCACAGCAGCAGGACAGAAAGCUGAUGACACAAAGAUCAAAGCCAUCGUUGACAUGCCCACUCCAGAGGACAAGCAAAGUCUCCAACGUUUGCUAGGAAUGACCAAGUUUUUGGCACAAUACAUCCCAAAUGAGGCAACACUCACGGCACCAUUAAAAGAGCUACUGAAAAAGAACACUGUCUGGCAGUGGCAACCACACCACAGUGAGGCGCUGCAAACACUUAAGACUGCCCUCACACAGGCACCCGUUCUAAACUUCUUUGACAGCAAGAAACUGUUAACUCUACAAGCAGAUUCCUCAAAGGAUGGACUGGGAGCAUGCUUGCUACAAGAAGGUCACCCUGUGUGCUAUGCAUCUCGUGCAUUAACAGACACUGAGAAAAGAUAUGCACAAAUAGAAAAAGAGUUGUUGGCAAUAGUGUUUGCCACUAAGAGAUUUCACCAAUAUGUGUAUGGAAGGCCAGUGAUGGUUCAGUCAGAUCACAAACCUCUUGAAGUGAUCAUGCGCAAACCGUUAUGCAAAGCCCCAGCACGGCUGCAAGGAAUGCUACUUCAACUACAGAGGUACAAUCUCACUGUGACAUACACACCUGGCAAACAGAUGCACAUUGCAGAUACCCUCUCGCGUGCCACUACAAACAGUGCAAAUGACAUCACUGAUGAGAAUCUCUGUGAAGAGAGAGUGGUAUAUGCUUUGGAGGCAACAGAUGCUUUAAGUGAAGAGACCCUCAACCAGCUGAAAAUGGCGACAGCAGCGGACAAAGUGCUACAGGCUGUGCGUGAAAAACACAUGAAUGGCUGGCCCACAAAGAGGAGAAAUUUGGAUAAGACACUCCACAGCUACUGGCCAAUGAGACAUGAUAUUAGCAUCCACAAAGACAUUGUUAUGUGUGGGAACAAAAUCAUGAUACCACAAAACUUCAGGAAUGUAAUCUUGGAAAAGCUGCACAUUGCACAUCAGGGAGUACAACGCACUAAGUCUAAAGCAUGCAAAGUACUGUACUGGCCAGGGAUGGGACAUGACAUUCAGAACAUGGUCGAGAAAUGCUCACAGUGCCAACAAAUGCAACCAAAGCAACAGGUUGAACCGCUUGUUCCCCAUUCGAUCCCAGAGCUACCAUGGAUGAAGUUGGGAGCGGACAUUUUUGAGUUGCAUGGUCAGUCAUACUUGCUGCUAGUGGACUACCUGACCAAGUAUCCAGAGGUACUGAACCUUUCUGACAAGACGGCUUGCACAAUAAUACAAAGGAUGAAAUCUGUAUUUGCGAGACAUGGGAUCCCCAAGGAGAUUGUGAGUGAUCACGUUCCUUUUGCGAGUCAUGAGAUGAAAUCAUUUGCAACGAAGUGGGAAAUAAAGCUUACUUUCUCCAGCCCAGGUUUUCCAUCCUCAAAUGGAAUGGCUGAGAGAGCCAUAAAGACAGUCAAACAUGCUCUGAAGAAAGCAUUGCAAACUGGUACAGACCCACAUCUGGUACUGCUGUCUCUGAGGAAUACACCAAUUACAGGACUGAACAUGUCACCUGCACAAAUGUUGAUGGGAAGAGUUCUCCGCAGCACACUGCCAUGUUCCAGUGCUGUGCUCCAACAACCAUCCCUACACAACAUCCAUAACAAAAUAAGAGACAUGCAGUUACGCCAGAAACAACACUUUGAUAAACGUGCAAAAGCGUUGCCAGUGUUAUCCCCAGGUGACACAGUGCACAUGCACACACAGCGGGGAUGGGAACCUGCAGUUGUUGUCCACCAAAGGAAGGAACCGAGAUCCUACAUGGUUCAAACCCCAGAAGGAAAGAUGCUCAGGAGAAACAGGAGACACUUGAGGAAUAUCCACCCCAGUUUGUUCAAGGAGGUUCCUGAGGAUGAACAGUCUGACCCAGAAGAACAUUUCCCUGAUGAGCCACCUAGGGAACAAGAUGUCCCUCCUCCUGCAGCUGGAGAACGUUUGCCAACUUGUUAUACAUGCAGUGGCCGGGCAGUUAGGCGUCCUGCCAGGUUUGACGAGUGA
Molecule: messenger RNA, 3828 nt
Organism: Nothobranchius furzeri (turquoise killifish)
Lineage: Eukaryota; Metazoa; Chordata; Actinopteri; Cyprinodontiformes; Nothobranchiidae
Source: RefSeq, a predicted model, not a curated record